Molecule: messenger RNA, 586 nt
Organism: Camponotus floridanus (Florida carpenter ant)
Lineage: Eukaryota; Metazoa; Arthropoda; Insecta; Hymenoptera; Formicidae
Product: ADP-ribosylation factor-like protein 16
Exons: 2
Coding region: 41-568 (175 amino acids)
Molecular function (GO): GTP binding; GTPase activity
Source: RefSeq, a predicted model, not a curated record
AAAGUGAACUAUUCGACGGAGCUUUAAAUACGAAAAAGAAAUGUGUCUCUGUCUUGGGCCAUUUAAAUCGGGCAAAACUCUCUUAAUGAAAAGUCUUCAAGGAGACGAGAUCGAUGAUGCGACUUACACUGUACCUACCAAUGGGAUAAAUUUGUUUACUGUAAAAAACGAUACUGGGGAAUUCGACAUGGUAAUCAAAGAAAUCGGAGGUAGCAUGGCACCGAUAUGGAAGCAUUACUUUGACAAGAUUCAUAAAAUAAUCUACGUAGUAGAUACGAGUAAUCUUUGUCAAAUAAGCGCAGCGGGUGUAUUGCUCUAUUCCUUCCUGGUGGAACCGAGAUUACGAAACGCAAGAGUCGCGCUUAUUUUGAAUAAGAUGGAUGUUUCAUACCGUCAAAUGAGAAACGAAGCUUUGUUGAUGCUGCAAUACGCACGUUUGCAAAGAGAAGUAACGCAGAAGAUUACCGUAAUGGAAACCAGUGGAAUGACGGGUCAAGGUGUACAAGAUCUACGCGGCUGGUUAUUCGACCCGGAAACACUGAAAGCCACGAUCAAUGCUAAUAAAUGAGCAAUUAUUAUGUCGUUA